This is a messenger RNA of Athene cunicularia (burrowing owl), 9065 nucleotides long. Its product is annotated as KIAA1549 like. The record is from RefSeq and is a predicted model, not a curated record. The transcript has 21 exons. Bases 166 to 4227 code for a protein of 1353 amino acids. NCBI's taxonomy places the organism in Eukaryota, Metazoa, Chordata, Aves, Strigiformes, Strigidae.
GUUAACGGUACAGGCGCUUCCCCUCGCCCUCUAGAGUCACAAACAACCGAUGCUGGAAAGAUUACUUCGCUGACAGAAACCUCAGGCACAACACCAGUGUUGGCUUCGCAGGUCACUGACCCCUUGACUCUUCCCUCCAGCAGUGAAGACAGUGCCACCCACGGCAUGCUGCCAGCCGGGUCCCCCUCUCCCCCAACUAAGCCUUCUAGCUCAACUCUCUGGCACAGUGUUGUUAUAGAAGGUGACACUGGUUCUGGAUAUUUGGCAGAAUUUUCAGAUAACCAAUUAGAGUCCUCUGGUUUUUUGUUCGUGGCUGGUAAAAAUCCAGCCACGUUUAGCGUGGAGGAGUGGGACACAAGUGCUACAAGACAUAGUUUAGUUCCCAGUAACACAUCUAAUAAAGCUACCAAGGGCAUCCCAUUACAACCCCCUACCACCAGUGCUCUGCAGUCAGUCAUCAUAACUUCUGUCCAUGCAUCACCAACACAACUAACUUCUCCUUUUUUGUCAACAACCAACUUUACCCAUUCUGUCAUUACAGUGUUAUCUGGAGUAUCUUCUGGUGCAAUACCUACAGUAGGAACUUCAGAAGCAAAACCACUAACAAGAAAAUCAUCUCCAGCUUCACCAGUGCCAGCUUCUUCCUUCUUUUCUCUCGGCACUGAAAACACACCUUUGCCAUCUGUGAUGGCUUUAAGCACACCGAUACUGACACUAACAAAAAAUAACACUGCCACAAAAUUGACAUCAGAUCUAAUCUCAGUAGGAACACACACAGAUUUUCCUUUUGCAACAAGAAACACAACUGCAUCACCUGUGGACGUGACAGCUAUGCUCGUAACACCUAAAAGCAGCAUGGUCACAGCUUCCACACUGGCACCCGCAGCACACGUGCCAGGGCAGAUAGAGACAGCAGUAACUGACACCCAGAAGUUCCCAAGCUCAGAAAUCACCCAAACGUCAACCCUGUAUCCGCUGACAAUUACAGCAGCUUUGACAUCUAUUACAGCAUCAGCGAAAACAACUAGGCUUCCCCCUACUCCAGUGGAAAACACCUCUGCUCCUCCCGAAACCACCGCAGCAGGCGCUUUCGCUAACAUGACAGCAGCCCCUCCCCUGGACUGCCGGCUCUCCAGGAACCUCCUGGUUAAAACAGUUCUGUUUCUGAACACAAGGAGGAUGAUGAUCAGCAAUGCCUUCAGGGAGAGCGUGAGAAAAGGGCUCAACCAAGUGCUGAGACAAGCUUUCAACCAGAACGUCAGCGCUCAGGUUGAAAUCCUGGAGCAAUCCAAUAACGUGACAGUUGGUUACUACGUUACGCGGGGCAGGCUGGUUUUCAUGCCAGCCGCCGUCAUUGAGAGGCUUCGUGCGUACGGCAUCAGCAACGCCACGGCCGACAUCAAGCAGCACGUACCACAUCUCCAGUCCGUGGCGGCCCUGGCCUUGCCCUGGCAGCCCCUUCCCGCCUAUCACUUCCAGCUGAAAACAGAGCUGCAGUUUGUGGGUCAAACGGACAAUAUACAGUCAUGCAAAUUUGUUCAGACCAUGGAGCAACGGUUACAGAGAGCGUUUCAGGAUGCUGAAAGAAAAGUCUUAAACACCAGCAACAACUUAACAGUUCAGAUUUUGAACACAUCUAAUGUCUCCCAAGCUGUCACCCUGUUUUAUGUAGUGAACAAUCAAAGCACGACUCUAAAUGGCACGAUUUCCAGCAACCUCCUUAAUCAGCUGUCGGCUGAGCUGGUGGGUUUCUAUCUGACCUACCCACCUCUCACCAUUGCAGAAUCUUUGGAGUAUCCAAACCUUGAUGUCUCGGAGUCAACUAGAGACUACUGGGUGAUAACAGUUAUUCAAGGGGUUGACAUUGCGUUGCUGGGACUGAACAAUCAGAGCUUUGCCAGGUUAAUGGAGCAGCGUUUGGCCCCGCUGUUUAUGAUGUCCCAUCAGCAGGGAAGGAGAUUCAAACGUGCCACUACCGUGGGCAGCUACACUGUGCAGAUGGUAAAAAUCCAGCGUAUCCCAGGACCCAAGGAGCCGGCUGAACUGACAUACUAUACGUUAUACAACGGGAAGCCUUUGCUGGGCACCGCAGCUGCCAAAAUUUUGAGUACCGUUGACUCCCAGCGGAUGGCAUUGACACUGGGUUAUGUUAUUCAAGUUCAAGCCGAUCCUGUGGUGAAGAACCCUCCAAACAACCUGUGGAUCAUUGCAGCGGUGCUGGCUCCCAUUGCUGUGGUCACGGUUAUCAUCAUCAUCAUCACAGCAGUUCUGUGCAGAAAGAACAAGAACGAUUUCAAACCAGACACCAUGAUGAACCUGCCUCAGAGAGCUAAACCAGUACAAGGCUUUGACUAUGCCAAGCAACACUUAGGUCAGCAGGGGGCUGAAGAUGAGGUUUUACCUGUAACUCAGGAGACUGUUGUACUUCCACUUCCAGUUAGAGAUGCUCCUGCCUCCCAGGAAAGAGAAAUUACUCAGGAUGGGAGCACCAUCAAAACUGCCAAAUCCAACGAAACCAGGAAAAGCCGGUCCCCGAGUCAGAACGGCUCCAUCAUCAGCAACGGGUCAGGAAAGCCCAGCUCCGGCCAGAGCUCCCUCCAGAAAGUAAUGGCACCGCAAAAAGUGACCAAAGACGACGGGAGGAAAAGAAACGGUUUUAAAUCUUCAAAGAAAAUUGUGCCCGUAAGCGAUGAAGAGGAAGGAGGCAUUCUCUUUGAUAAUAUUGCCAAAUCUGCCAUUGACCCCUUCGACACCUCUUCUGGAUCCGUACAGCUGAUAGCCAUCAAACCUGUGGCACUACCUGCUGUUCAUGCUGCUUCAGAUAGGAGCCAGGAAUCUGCCAUCCUUAACGGAGAGGUGAACAAGGCUUUGAAGCAGAAGUCCGAUAUAGAACAUUACCGCAACAAACUGCGCUUGAAAGCCAAGAGGAAGGGGUACUAUGAUUUCCCUCAGGUUGAUAACAAGGGGCUGACAGAGAGAAAAAGGAUGUAUGAAAAAAAACAGAAAGAGCUUGACCACAUUUUGGAUCCAGAUGCAGAUAUCUCGUCUCCCUUUGCUGAGCCUAAGAACAGGCAACCGAUGAAGAACUCAGUAUACAGAAGCAGGCAGUCUUUGAACAGCCCUAGCCCGGGAGAAACUGAGAUGGAUCUUCUUGUGACUCGAGAAAGACCUAGGCGUGGAAUCCGUAAUAGUGGAUACGACACUGAGCCUGAAAUUAUAGAAGAAACAAAUGUUGACCGUGUCAACGAGCCUCGGAGUUACACCAGGUCCCGUCAGGCCAAAGGCCACUCGGAGACCUCAACUUUAAGUUCUCAGCCCUCCAUUGAUGAGGUUCGACAGCAGAUGCAUAUGCUCUUGGAAGAGGCCUUCAGCCUGGCCUCUGCGGGCCACGGAGGACAGAGCAGGCAGGAGGCGUACAGCUCAGCACCGCACUUGCCCUACUCGGAGGUUGUGACCAGUGCUCCUGGUACCAUGACCCGACCUAGAGGGGGGGUACAGUGGGUACCCACAUACAGGCCAGAAAUGUAUCAGUACAGUUUACCAAGACCAGCUUACAGAUUUUCUCAGCUUCCUGAGAUGGUAAUGGGUUCUCCUCCUCCUCCUGUCCCUCCCAGAACAGGUCCUGUGGCUGUUGCCUCUCUCAGGAGGUCUACAUCAGAUAUUGGCAGCAAAGUGAGAAUACCGGAGUCCAGUGGGGCAGAUCAGGCCCAGCAUCAUGAUCAGGCAUCUUUUGCAGCUGGUUCGAGAGCUCCGAUGUCUGUUGGUCCACUUGAUCAAUCAGCUUUUCACUCAGGAAAUACCGUACCAGCAGUAUUUGCCAUACCAGCAGCAAACCGACCAGGCUUCACAGGCUAUUUUAUCCCAACACCACCCACUGCAUACAGGAACCAAGCCUGGAUGCCCUAUGCUGGAGAGAAUGAAUUACCAGGGCAGUGGGCAGACUCAGUACCACUACCUGGAUACAUCGAGGCUUACCCACGCUCCCGCUACCAACACAAUUCUCCUUCACGACUUCCUCGCCAAUACAGCCAGCAAGCGAGCAUGCAUCCCAGCCUGGAACAAGCUCCUCUGCCGUCCACCGCAGCUUCUCAGCAAAGCCUGACAGAACAUGACCACUCUGAUGCUCCUCUCACCAACAUUUCUACAGCUGCCCUCGUAAAGGCAAUAAGAGAAGAAGUUGCUAAACUGGCCAAGAAGCAAACAGAUAUGUUUGAGUUCCAGGUCUAAUAUCUUUAGCGCACAGUAGUUGUAUUGUGCAACCCGGGGUAGCCAAGGGACUCCUUUCGUUUUUGGUGACAAACUUGCUGUGAAUUGUGCCAAAGCGGUGGCGUUUUUCUCUGUCUGAGAAGUCAACACUAUGAAAGGACUUCAAGCAGAGCAACAGGACUCUGAAGAUAUGAAAUUCUGCUUGCCAGCUAAGGAAAAGCUGCCAAGAUACUGUUUAAUACUGAUAAGAUGGAUCACAUGCAAUUAUCAGCUCUUGUACCGUGACCCACUGUCACUAGAGAUGCUGCUGGACAUGUCUGCGCCACAACGAUGUUUCGUUUGCAGGCCCAAAGGCAGAGCGGCUGAAAAUAACUUCUGCAUGUCAAAACUUUGAUUAAAGAAGAAAAUACAGUAGAAGAUGUUUAGCUAAAGGCCACACGCAGUAGGUCUGGCGGUGGCAAUGUUAAUUGUGGGCUGCAGGAUAUUGUAUAAGGGAUGCUGAUUUCAGCAAUGCAGAGUGAUUCAGCCUUUUCAUUCUAGAGACCGUAUUCAAACCAAAAGAAUUUGAGAUGAGUAAGUAAUACAAAUAAAUGUCCUGUAAAUAGCCCCGAUUCUCCUCAUCCUAUUAACAGUACAAAGAAGUGAAAGAAGAGAAGACUGUGAAGAAGGAGAAUGAUAUUUUGAUAAUUGGUGUCUCCCUUGUCCCUCAAUGCCACUGAUGAGUUAUGGAGGGGAGGUUUUUUUUUUUUUUUUCAGCGUGAGAGAAUACAAUGCAUGAAGAGCCAACAAAGGAUAUUGGUGCUAGAAGCUUCCAGGAGAAAUGAAAAAAAAGGUUAUUUGUGUUUGCUCUAUAUUCAGGCUUUUCAGUCUGAAUGCAUGUGAAGCUGGUGAACCUGAGACCUUUGAGCAAGUCUUUCCAACCUGGAAUAAUGAAUGCACCUGCUUGGACAAGCAAACCUCUGUUUAACACAGUGCUUUUUUUCCUCUUUCUUAAACAACGAUACCGACUAAAGGGAUGCCAGAAAGCGCUACCCUGAAGCUGCAGUUGAUUUUGAUUACACUGGCACAGUGAAUGCACACCUAGGAAGUUCUGAAUGUAGAGGACGUGAUUAUGACAUUAACGUGUAUAUAAGUAAACAACGACGUGGACUAACAAAUACACUAAUGUUCUGUGGAAAAAAAAAAAAAAAGCGCGUUUCCAGAAAUUACGCUGACUUUAUAUUGUGCAAGAUAAAGGUCACUAAUUAUUAAACUGCAUUGUUGUAUGAAUCCAAUCCCAAAAGAGAAUCAAACCAGUUGAAUGAAACCGUAGUUUAUCUUUUGCAGUUGUACAAACUAGUUGGAGAUCACGAACAAUUGUUUUCAGUUCUUUCAGCAAUUAGCUUUGGGAACUGAAGUUGUUGCAAAAUUAGUUGUGUUGGGCAUGUUUGAUGUCAACUGGAGUUAAAGGUAAUGUCCUUCGUUUCAGUAAGUUAUUAAGUUAUUCUUAAUUGCUUGUGCUCUUUUGUCUCUGAUCAUUUCAUUUCUCUGAGUUUCUUUGGUCUUUACUGAGGGGAGAAGGGGAACUUGGUUUAGCUUUUGGCCAUCGAUAAAAUGAGAGAAGGGGAGAGGAGACUAGAACAGAGGAUAAAAGAAGAAAUUGCUGAAGCACAAACUUUUAAAGCAGAACUAUUUUUUUUCCCCAUAUAAUUAUAUUAUAAACCCUGACUGAGAUUGUGAUACAUAGUUAUCCUAGAAUAUACAGAUAUCUUCUGCUCCAAUACCUUAAAUAUUGCAGGAGCCUUUGGAAUGCUAGCUAAUCUUUCAACAAAUGUGAAAUUUAUUUCUUUUUUUUUUUUAAUUUAAAAAUCAGAUAUAAAUAAAAUGUAUUUUUGUAAUUUCUAUGUAUAUAUGUGCUGUAUAUUUAUAUAAGUGACUAGUCUGCUAUAGUCAGAAAAUUUCCAUAAACCAAGUGAAGGAAAAAAAAAAAAAAGAAAACAAAAGAAAACCCUAAUAAUUGUAAUGAUCAGUAUAAACAUGCUAUGUCUGGAGUACACAAAUACACAUUUGGGUGACUUGGAUACAAAACAACCAAAGAAACUCAAUCUUUCAUAUAAAUAUAAGUCUAGUAAAGACGGACUGCUCUCAGUUACCUGUCAGCUAAAUAAUACUGAUCUUAUCAGUGUAAUACAAUGCACCCAAAUUACGUUGAAUAAAUAGCUGCCUAAGAAUAUCACACUUUAAAAUAACACCUUAAAAAUCCCGGGCCAAACUCAGAGUGCCAUAAAAAGACUAGUUCUGGUUGGCUUCGGUGGGAACUUCACUCACUGAGAGCAAGGCUGAGUUUCUCUACUAGGGUUCAUGUAUACAUUCAAGUCUCACUAGAAUCCCUUGAACAAUAUUCUGCUUAUUUUUUUUAGUCAUUUACAUCAUUGUAAUGUAAGCGGGGAUGUAAUUGAAGAGCGGCUUGCUUUUAUUUAGCCUAAGCUGGUUCAUAACUGGCUUACUCUAACUCGGUAAGUGAAACCUCCACUAAAUUGGGUCAGCCACAUUUUGCAUCAGCUUUAUGACCUCAGGUUUUUUUGAACGGUUCUUCUGUUCAGCUCAACAACGUUUUGCAAGUAGAUGGGCCCUUCUAUGCAACGGGAGUGAAAUGUGCUGUGAAAUAGAUUUCUGUAUCUUAGACUCCAGUUUUGCAGACUUUUUUUUUUUUUGCAGACUUUAUCCUAAAGCUGCAAAUACGGAACCAUCAUCGUUGAGAGGAGUGCUGAAGCCCUAGAGCUGGGAGGGGUAAUGUUACAACAUAGUCCCAAAAGGAGUAGGAUAUACCCGAUUUAAACAGUGCUUUUGUGACACUUGGCUCUGUUUGUAAAUCUCUUCCCGUUCUUAGAUCUCUGCCCAUUCUUAAAUUUAAGCAACUUAGUAGUUCUACUGAAAAAUGUGUGCAGGUAAAGCCUCUUACAUCUUACUUGAUGAAGUAUCUUGCCAUACUGGAAAUCAAAAAGCUUGGAAAUUAUGUAGACAUACAGGGCUUGAAUGCCUACAUGCAAACGAACAGACAGAAAAACCCCGAAUAAAAACAUUUAAAUAGGCUCCUAGAAAGAAAAAAAAACAACAUUUCAGUCAAGUUAAACAAAGUACUCUUCAUCCUACUGAGGAAGACCUGUUAGACUUUCAAAAUUAAUUUUGUUUGGUAUUGUAUCGGUGAUGUGCAGUCUAUUGAAUAUUCCCUGAACCAUCACUCUGAAACCAUUGUGGUGCACUUAAUUCACAAAGGCAUCUGACAUUUUUCAUUCAUAAUGGCUUUUUUUCCUGUUUGUAAUAGGUUUCUGUAUAUUUUUUUUUUUGUUGUUGUUUUAAAGUACAAAGUAAGAUUAUAUCAAGACAGUAAGGACAUUCCUGGGAAAGAAAAACCAUGCUGUAAUAUUUAUACUGAGCACAAAGCAAUGAUCAAGUGAAAAUACAGUGUACAAAUAAUUUGUAAUAUAAUAAACAUUUUAUAUGGCUACAAUUACAAAAUAGUUUUUCAAUACUGAUUUCAAAGAAGAAAGUACACCCGUUUAAAGUUAUAACCUCAUUGGAAUAUAUUAAUGCAAUUUUUACUGAUAAAACACCUAGUCAUUAAGGUUUUUCUACUAAAUGCCCCAGUUUUCUUUAAAAUUCUGUUACAUGUUUAGGUGAAAAUACUGUUUUCUGUGUACAAAAACGUUGCUGUUCUGACCACUGUUUGUUGUCAGAUUUGUAAAUCAUCGUUAGAAACAUCUGCAAAUGAAACGCACGUAAAAUGACUUCUUGGUAUGUGUGUAAUGACCGGUUUCAGUAGGUAUACUAUGUGUGAUGUUCAUUAACGUCAGUAGAAGAGUAAUGUUAAGAGGAUAAGAGGGCACUACUUUUGGGGAGAGAAACAUUAUCUGGAUUUGAGAGAAGCUCUAGCAUUCAGCCUAGAAAUAUAAAUAAUAUUUAUAUCUAAUACAAUUAUGGAUAGAACCUGAUGGAAGUGCAUGUAAAUCCUACACCUAGAAAUGGGAAGGCUAUCGUAAGUAAUGAUCGUUUCUUUAUCAGACUAACUUUGACGAGGGGAGACAUAUAAGAAAUGUAAGAUAAAAACGCAAAGCCUGUAGAAAAAGCGUGAGUGGAUGGAAUGGCAGAACUGCCUUGUUUAAGGGAUGAUACGUACGAAGCAGUUUUCAUUAUGUUUCACGAUGUCUGAUUGUUAAUUAAUUACAUUUUAAUGUACUGGUUUUUGUUCUGCGCUGCAAAUAGAAGAGCUAACUGCCAGCUUCUAAAAGUCGGAGGAAGCUCGAAAGCAGCGUUUUCUGAGCUAGCAGGAGUCACUUUGUUUUGCUGACCUUGUUCAUCCUGUACACGCCCGAGCCGCUCUGAGUACUGUGUCCAAGGAUGCUGUAAAUCAGUUCCGGUCCUGACCUUGCAUUUCUCGUACGUAAACAAAUCGCAGCAGCUUCUCGUACCUCACUGACAUGAAAUGGGGUAGGAAGAAAACAAGCGUGAGAGAACUUGAAGGACGUUAACAGGUCAGGAGUUACCUUAACGGUCUGGAAGCCGUGGAUCUUCUGUUGCAUGUUAACUCAUGCCCGCUGGAAAAUAGUUGGUUUUGGCAGCUGUUCUCAGUAAGGGGCAUUCCUUUCGUUGUCAGUGACCAAUGUGCAUAAAUUAAGGCUCAGUCCUAUCACAAGAGAGUGUAUCGAUUUAUGCUUCCACUCCUCUGUGUAAGCCAUGGGCAUUCCCUGUGCAGCUCCACGUGAGAGAAUGGCAUCAUUAACACCAGUGGUUUCCAGUUACUUGAAGUAAUCUCUUGCAAUAAAACCUCGAGUUGUGCGGCAUUUUAUCUAUAUUUUACUACAUCAUUAGGAGGAGGGGGG